AUGGCAGGCCGCAAUCGUCCUGUCCAACACAAGAAUCUUUCCACAAUACUAUCCAAGCUACAGGGUGCAUUUUCCGAUGUGGUCACUCAUCCUAAAUACGCCACAGACAAGAGGACUCUGGAUAAAACCUGGAAGCUCAUGGAUAAAGUAGUGAAACUGUGUCAACACCAAAAAAUGAACUUGAAAAAUUCGCCCCCCUUUAUCCUAGACAUUUUACCAGAUACCUACCAGAGAUUGAGACUCAUAUACUCCAAAUAUGAAGAUAACUUACAAGCUCUGCACUCUAUAGAACACUUUAAUAUAUUCAUCAUAACUCUGAUGCGAAAAUGUAAGCAAGCUAUCAAACUUUUCAAAGAAGGCAAGGAGAAGAUGUUUGAUGAGAAUUCACACUAUAGAAGGAACUUGACAAAGUUGAGUUUAGUGUUUAGCCAUAUGUUGAGUGAACUGAAAGCCCUGUUUCCCAAUGGUAUUUUUGCUGGGGAUUUAUUUAGGAUCACAAAAUCAGAUGCUGCAGACUUUUGGAGGACCAGCUUUGGAAAUAGCACUCUGGUACCAUGGAAAAUAUUCAGGCAGGAGCUGAACAAAAUUCACCCCAUCAGUUCCGGUUUAGAAGCAAUGGCUCUGAAGUCCACGAUCGACCUCACCUGCAACGAUUACAUAUCGAAUUUCGAAUUUGAUGUCUUCACAAGGCUGUUCCAGCCUUGGGCGACCCUGCUGCGCAACUGGCAGAUCCUCGCAGUCACCCAUCCAGGCUACGUGGCCUUCCUCACCUACGACGAGGUGAAGGCCAGGCUGCAGCGGUACAUCAACAAGGCCGGCAGCUACGUGUUCAGGCUGUCGUGCACCAGGCUGGGCCAAUGGGCGAUAGGCUACGUGACACCCGACGGGGAGAUACUGCAGACGAUACCGCAAAAUAAGAGUUUGAUACAGGCGCUGCUCGACGGGUAUCGGGAAGGAUUCUACCUCUAUCCCGAUGGCAGGACGGUGAACCCCGACCUGUCGUGGGCCGUGCAGCCCAGCCAGGAGGACCACAUCGCCGUCACGCAGGAGCAGUACGAGCUGUACUGCGAGAUGGGCAGCACGUUCCAGCUGUGCAAGAUAUGCGCCGAGAACGACAAGGACGUGCGCAUCGAGCCGUGCGGCCAUCUGCUGUGCACGCCUUGCCUCACCGCCUGGCAAGCUGGUUCCGAGGGCCAAGGCAGCCAGGGCUGCCCCUUCUGCAGGGCGGAGAUCAAGGGCACCGAGCAGAUAGUCGUCGACCCGUUCGAUCCGAAAAAGUCCCAUCAGAGGCCUAAAAGCGUGCCGGCAUCGACGUGCAACGCCGCCAGUCUGGACGAAGAUGACUUGGAAUUAGAGGAUGCGGGUGAGAUAUGGAAUUGUGCCGGUAGCAGUCUUCACGCCCUGUCAAUAACCCCGAGGAGUGAUAUUAAUGCCUCCGCCAGCCCGAUGAUAUCCCCGGGCGGCAGCCCGAAACACCAGCGCCGGACCGCCCCCGCCGCCAUACCCACCGCCGCGCCUCCGCCCCUGCCGCCCCGCAAGAGCUCGCCCACGCAUGACCGCCCACAGUCCGUCACCAAUCUAACGCACGCUCAGUCGGCGUCUGCCCGGGGCGGCCUCAGCGAGGCGCAGUCCGUCACCAAUCUGACGCACGCGCAGUCGGCGUCUGCCCGGGGCGGCCUCAGCGAGGCGCAGUCGGUGACCAAUCUGACGCACGCGACGAUCGAGGUGCCGCCCCCGCGGCUGCCCAAGAGCAACUCGAUGCUGCACAUCGAGCUGGACGGGGUGGAGCGAGAGGUGGAGCUCAGCUCGCCGGAAACCAUUUACGGUGUGGUCAUACAGAACAGCGACUACUACGACAGGAGCACGAUCGACACGAAAACGCCGAACAGACACCUGAGCUGCCCCUCCAACCGCAGCGCGCCCAGAGCGCCCAAACCCGUCAAAUCGAACACCACGCCCAACAUCAGCCUGACCACGCCCAACAUCGGCCUGACCACGCCCAUUACGACCAUGCCACAUUACGUGAACGUGGACGUGCCGGCGAUCAGGCCGCGCUUCAACCCGCUAGAAAGGGCAGCCAACGUGCCCUACGAGAACCUCAACAUGGACUACAUCAAGAAACUUGUGAGCGAGGGGUAUUCGAGGGACGCGGUCAUCAAGGCGCUAGGGAUCACUAGGAACAAUGUCGAAAUGGCUUGUGAUAUUCUGCACGAGUUCGGGACCAAGUUGGGAUAG
Molecule: messenger RNA, 2235 nt
Organism: Phaedon cochleariae (mustard beetle)
Lineage: Eukaryota; Metazoa; Arthropoda; Insecta; Coleoptera; Chrysomelidae
Source: the annotation of a GenBank genome assembly